Messenger RNA from Schistosoma mattheei, 1068 nucleotides. The record is from the annotation of a GenBank genome assembly. Lineage: Eukaryota; Metazoa; Platyhelminthes; Trematoda; Strigeidida; Schistosomatidae.
AUGGAAGAGUCACAGACUAGCACUUUGAAUCAUAUAAAACCAUCUCAUGAUAUAGAUCAUCUUCAAUUUAAACCAAAUAUAUUGUCCUCUGAAUAUUCAAAGUAUUCUGCAUUUGAAAAAGAUUCAAACGAGUUAAAAUAUGAAAAUUAUAAUCAUAACAUUCGACAAAAAUUCGAUGAUUUACUUGAGAAUAUUGAUUUCACAACAGAUCCGGGUCAGUUCAAGCAAGACGAUCUGUAUAGAAAUAAUGAUGUUUCACCAAAGAAACUUAACAGAAACGAAUUUGGAAGGAACGAAGUAUCCAAAGGUUCAUUUUUUGAACAACCAAUUACUAUUGAUAAAAGUUCACUGAACAAACCAUCUUCGUCAUCUCUAGAUACUCGUGGACAAAAUCCCGACGUUAUAUAUGCUAAUCUUUCUAGACCCUCCAUGCAAGAAACUGAAUUAUUCAGUGGAACACAUCCAUCUGAUAAUAAUAAUAAUCACCAUAAUUACCAUUAUAAUUCUAAAAGAGAGACAAUAAUAUCAAAUUGUUCUUCUAUUAUGGAACAAAAUAAAAUACAACCAAUUAAAAAGUCAUUAUUACCACAAACUAAUACAAUGACAAAUAAAUAUAAAUCAAAUUUAUAUGAUUCUUCAAGACGAUCAUCUUUAAAUCAAGACAAUAUCAACUCAGCUGGAUCUCUUGAAAGUAUGUUCACUAAUCAAGAUCAAAAUACACCUGAUGAAUAUUUCAUUGCUACACCAAGAUUAUCUUCACGUAAAGAUAUUGGCAAAAAUAGUGAUAUUGAAAAUGGUGAUGAAAUUAUUAUACCAAGAAAGAAAGAAGAUAAAAUCAAUUCAUUAAAAAAUGUUCUAUUACGACAAAGUUUAACAGAUUCAUCAGUUUACAAUCAAACUAAUGAUCGUUUAUAUAACGGAAAUCAAUUACAAGAAACAAAUACUGUUAUAGCUGAACGAGUUCGAUUAAUGACAAUUAAACAACAAUUAGCUAAAGAAGCAGCUAGCACAAGUGCACGUCUUAAUGCACGUGAACAUCCAUCUACUUAUAAUAAUGUAUCUAGAUAA